UUCAAUUUCCAGCCAAUCACAUCGCGGGGGCGGGACUAAGUGUCAGCUAGUUUUGCUGGUUGUUUUAAGGAAGCAGCUUCCAAUUUUCCACUCCGAGCCAAGACGAAGAGUCAACAUGUCAGGUGACAUUGCAGGAAGCGCGUCCACAGCCACUGACAGUGUGGCGUCUGCAGAGAGUUUAACGGAGACGGAUGGUUUCUUCAGAAGCAGCCCCGUCGUUUUGGAUCCUGCGGAGGAAUACAGGAUGACCAGAAAGCGGCGAGGCGUCGCUCUCAUCUUCAACCAGGAGCGUUUCUUCUGGCGCCUGGGCCUGAACACCAGAAACGGGACGAACGCCGACCGCCACAACUUAGAGAGGAGACUGCUGGAGCUGAACUUUGAUGUCAGGAGUUAUGACGACUACAAACUGGUGGACGUCCUGGAAAAAAUCCAUGAAGCUGCCGAAGACGAUCAUUCAGACGCCGACUGCUUCCUGCUCGCCUUCCUUAGCCACGGCGAGAACGAUCACGUCUACGCAUACGACGGCAAGAUCAGCAUCCAGGACAUCACCGCCAUGUUCAAAGGAGACAAGUGCCAGAGCCUCGUCGGAAAACCCAAGAUCUUUGUUGUGCAGGCUUGCCGUGGGGAACAGCAUGACGUUCCCGUGACGCCCUGCGACGCCGUGGACAACGACGUGAAGACAAAUGAGACGGUGGUGGACGCCUGCGCCAUCCACACCCUUCCUGCCGGCGCCGAUUUCAUCAUGUGUUACUCUGUUGCUGAAGGUUACUACUCCCACAGGGAGACCAUCAACGGCUCGUGGUACAUCCAGGAUCUGUGUGAGUUACUCCAGAUGUACGGCGGCUCGCUGGAGUUCACGCAGCUGCUCACGUUGGUCAACAGAAUGGUCUCGAUGCGCCGAGUCGGGAACUGCAAUGACCGCAGCGCAAUUGGCAAAAAACAGGUACCGUGCUUCGCUUCGAUGCUCACCAAGAAGCUCUACUUCCGGCCGAAGAAGUGAUCAACGGUUCGAUUGGUUGGUUUAAAUCUCAGCUGGUACGGCUGAUCCACUCCACAAAGAUGAGAAAAAGAUCUAGUUGUUUUGUUUCUUUUUAUAUGUUGAAAACAAUCCUGGCAGAUAAUUUGCACAGAGAAGCCUUCUGCUCAUAAAUCACUGUAUCUGAUAAAGUUGAACCUAUCAGGAAGUUUUUAAUCUUA
Xiphophorus couchianus (Monterrey platyfish) is the source of this 1197-nucleotide messenger RNA. RefSeq names its product caspase-6. Gene Ontology annotation, biological process: proteolysis; apoptotic process; positive regulation of neuron apoptotic process. The transcript has 8 exons. The record is from RefSeq and is a predicted model, not a curated record. Bases 116 to 1000 code for a protein of 294 amino acids. Gene Ontology annotation, molecular function: cysteine-type endopeptidase activity. Gene Ontology annotation, cellular component: cytoplasm. NCBI's taxonomy places the organism in Eukaryota, Metazoa, Chordata, Actinopteri, Cyprinodontiformes, Poeciliidae.